This is a messenger RNA of Aspergillus tanneri, 705 nucleotides long. Its product is annotated as GNAT family N-acetyltransferase. The record is from RefSeq and is a predicted model, not a curated record. The transcript is spliced from 2 exons. Lineage: Eukaryota; Fungi; Ascomycota; Eurotiomycetes; Eurotiales; Aspergillaceae. The coding region runs from base 1 to 705 and encodes 234 amino acids. Gene Ontology annotation, molecular function: acyltransferase activity, transferring groups other than amino-acyl groups.
AUGCAAUUACGGCCGGCGAAGCUGCAAGACUUGUCCUUUAUUGCGGAAGUAGCUGCACAGGCAAUGCUAGACGACGAGUUGUUCAUCUUCCUGUGUCCUUUGCGGAAGGAAUUUUAUUCGGAUUAUCGCUCGGGAUUUUUACGACGGCUACGAACUAAGCUAACCUCUCCGGGAUGGGUGAUUAUUGUUGCAGAAGACACCCCCACGGCCACAUCUGGGGAAAUGUCGAUUGUUGGAUAUGCAGCAUGGGAACGAAUCAGAGAAUCCGGCGGAGAUCCUACUAGCCCGUGGAAAGAAAGUGGCUGGUGGGCUGAUCUUCAAGUCGCAUUUUCGAAACUCAGCGACAAUUGCGUCGCCCAUUUUUAUCCGGAUCGAAGUGUUGAUGAAUCUCACCUAGCCGAAUACAAUGCACGUAUUAAAACCGAGUGUUUUCCCUUUGAUCGCUUUCCGGAUAUUUGGUAUUUAUCCGCCUUAGCAGUUCAUCCAACUCGUCAGCGCCAUGGGAUAGGACAGAUGCUUGUUGAAUGGGGCAUGCAGCAGGCUCACAAGGAGAAAGUUCCUGUUGGAUUGGAGGCCAGUAUCAAAGGAACCAAGCUCUAUGAAAAACUGGGUUUCCAUACAGUGAACACCUUGCAACUGGUGGAUGACAUCAUCAUAAGAGCGAUGCUCUGGCAACCACCAGAUGGAACCUUCAUAGACUACUAG